AUGACAACAGCUGCUCCAACCACAACCACAGUUGUCCCAACCACAACAGCAGCUCCAACCACUACAACAGCUGUCCCAACCACAACUACAGCAACUCCAACCACAAUUACAGCAACUCCAACCACAACUACAGCAACUCCAACCACAACAACAGCUACUCCAACCCCAACAACAGCUGUCCCAACCACAACAAGAGGUGCUCCAACCACAACAGUGGCUGCUUCAACCACAACCAGCAUGGCUCCAACCACAACCACUGCGGCUCCAACCACAACCACACUGGCUGCUUCAACCAAAACCAGCACGGCUCCAACCACAACCACCGCGGCUCCAACCACAACCCAUCGGCUGCUCGAACCACAACAACACUGUCCCAACCACAACUACAGGUGCUACAACCACAACAACAGCAGCUCCAACCACAACAACAGCUGUCCCAAGCACAAAUACAGGUGCUACAACCACAACAACAGCAGUUCCAACCACAGCAACGGCUGCUCCAACCACAAUAGCUGCACCAACCACAACAACAUUGGCGGCUCCAACCACAUCAACAGUUGCUCCAACCGCAACCACCGCGUCUCCAACCACAACCACAGCGCGGCUCCAACCACAACAACACCUCUCCCAACCACAGCAACAGCUGCUCCAGCCACGACAACAGUUCCUCCAACCACAACAACGGCUGCUGCCAUGACGACAACGGCUGCUUCAUCCACCACAACGGCGGCUCAAGCCACAACAACAGCUGCUCCAACCACAAAAACGCCACAACAACACCUGCUCCAACCACAACAACGGCUGCUGCCAUGA
Messenger RNA from Poecilia reticulata (guppy), 813 nucleotides. NCBI's taxonomy places the organism in Eukaryota, Metazoa, Chordata, Actinopteri, Cyprinodontiformes, Poeciliidae. The record is from RefSeq and is a predicted model, not a curated record.